Diaporthe citri is the source of this 465-nucleotide messenger RNA. RefSeq lists its product as uncharacterized. The transcript is spliced from 3 exons. Bases 1 to 465 code for a protein of 154 amino acids. NCBI's taxonomy places the organism in Eukaryota, Fungi, Ascomycota, Sordariomycetes, Diaporthales, Diaporthaceae. The record is from RefSeq and is a predicted model, not a curated record.
AUGGUCUCCUUGAACGCCGGCGGCACCACGCCAAAUUCGAAACGACAAAAGGAGAAGCUACGAGAGGCGACAGGCCCAUUCACCGACGAAGUCGUUCCCUCGGUCUCGUCGUCUCGCGGCUCUAUCAGCCAGCUAGCCAGCAGGCCCUCUGUCCUCGACCGCGGCCCAUUUCCCCUUUGCCGCGGCGACUUUGGCCACAACAAUAUCAUCGUCGACGACACCGACCAUAUCAUCGGCGUCACCGACCGGGAGACUGCCUUCGCGGGGCCCUGGGAGAUAUUUGCAGAUUCUCCCCUUGACCCUAACCAAGACGGCUCUCCCAAGGCCGCCGACCUCGCCCAGAAACUCGCGGACCAGGAGGAUUGUGUGGAAGAUGUAGCAGCGGGGGAGAAUCGAGGCGGGGGAGGCCAACCAUCGCCUGUCAGAAAUGCUGAGGGACUCAAAGAGGCGGCAGUUGGCAACUGA